Messenger RNA from Equus caballus (horse), 1952 nucleotides. NCBI's taxonomy places the organism in Eukaryota, Metazoa, Chordata, Mammalia, Perissodactyla, Equidae. The record is from RefSeq and is a predicted model, not a curated record.
UCUCUCAGUUAAGUCUACGAGCAAAGGAUGGUUUCUUGGAACUUCCAAAAAUUUAAAACCAUGAAACUUCUAUUUCUGUUACUACUGUGUGUUUCUGUAGUUAGGUCCCAAGCUCUUGACUAUGAUCAUGAGGAAGAAGAUGGGAGAACUAAGGUCACCUUUGAUGCCCGGAGUCAUCGACCCCUUGACAAGAAGAGGGAAGAGCCUCUCAGCCUGAAACCUGCCCCACCUCCCAUCAGUGGACCUGGCUAUCGGCCUCGUCCAGCCAAAGUAGCAGCCAACAAAAAGAAAGUGGAAAGAAAAGCCCCUGAUGCUGGAGGCUGUGUUCAUGCUGACCCAGACCUGGGAGUGUUGUGUCCUACAGGAUGUCAGUUGCAAGAUACUUUGGUAAAACAGGAAAGAUCAGUCAGAAACAGUGUAAAUGAGUUAAGUCAUAAUGUGGAGUCUAUUUCCCAGAGCUCUUCUAGCAACUUUCAGUAUAUAACUGCGCUAAAAGAGAUGUGGAAAAAGAGGGAGAAGCAAUUAAAAGAUAAUGAAAAUGUAGUAGGUGAAUACUCCUCAGAGCUGGAAAAGCACCAAUUGUAUAUAGAUGAGACUGUGAAUAGUAAUGUCCCAACUAACAUUCGUGUGCUCCGUUCAAUCCUGGAAAACUUGAGAAGCAAAAUACAAAAAUUAGAAUCUGAUGUCUCAGCGCAGAUGGAAUACUGCCGCAACCCAUGCACUGUCAGUUGCAAUAUUCCUGUAGUGUCUGGCAGAGAAUGUGAGGAGGUUAUCAGGAAUGGAGGUGAAACAUCUGAAAUGUAUCUCAUUCAGCCUGACCGUUCUGCCAAACCAUAUAGAGUAUACUGUGAUAUGACCACAGAGAGUGGAGGAUGGACGGUAAUUCAGAACCGCCAGGAUGGUAGUGUUGACUUUGGCAGGAAAUGGGAUCCAUACAAACAAGGAUUUGGAAAUAUUGCAACCAAUGCAGAUGGGAAAAAAUACUGUGGCCUACCAGGUGAGUAUUGGCUUGGAAAUGAUAAAAUUAGCCAACUUACAAUGAUGGGACCCACAGUACUUUUGAUUGAAAUGGAGGACUGGAGAGGAGAUAAGGUGAAGGCACUCUACGAAGGAUUCACUGUAAAGGGUGAGGGCGACAAAUACCAACUCUCAGUGGGCAAAUAUAAGGGAACAGCUGGCAAUGCCCUCGUGGACGGAGCUUCUCAACUGGUGGGAGAAAACAGAACCAUGACCAUUCACAACGGCAUGUACUUCAGCACAUACGACAGAGACAAUGACGGCUGGACAACUACAGAUCCCAGAAAGCAGUGUUCUAAAGAGGAUGGUGGUGGAUGGUGGUAUAAUAGAUGCCAUGCAGCCAAUCCAAACGGCAGAUACUACUGGGGUGGGCAGUACAGCUGGGACAUGGCAAAACAUGGCACGGAUGAUGGAGUGGUAUGGAUGAACUGGAAGGGGUCCUGGUACUCCAUGAAGAAAAUUUCUAUGAAGAUCAGGCCCUAUUUCCCACAGCAAUAGUCCCCAAAACACAGAUUUUUAUUCUUCUAUAUGUAACAACAUUUUUAUAUAUUAUGUCAUUGGAAUUUUCUUUCUCACAUUCUAUCCGUCUAAAACUAUCAAAAGGUUGCGAGUGUGACUUUUUGGAAAAAGUAUUUAGGAUAAAUGACAUUAAAAAUAGCAUGUGAUUUUCUUUUGUAUUAUUCAUUUAUGUUGCCCACCAAGAAGUAACUAAAAUGAUAAUUGUGGACAGUCAGUGUUCAUAAUUUCAAUUGCAGUUGAUUGUGGAAAGUUUUAAAUUAGGAAGAGGAAUUUUCCCUCCUUGUAGGAAAACUGUGAGGCAAACUAAAACUUAUAAAACUUAUGUUUAAAAGUCCACUUUUAAAACUCUAUUUAUGUACAAUGUGUAACAGAGAACUUUCAAAAAGAUUUAUUAAUUAAAGCAGUCUCACAAUAAA